Toxoplasma gondii ME49 is the source of this 7689-nucleotide messenger RNA. RefSeq lists its product as hypothetical. Gene Ontology annotation, molecular function: catalytic activity. Bases 2787 to 7223 code for a protein of 1478 amino acids. The record is from RefSeq and is a predicted model, not a curated record. NCBI's taxonomy places the organism in Eukaryota, Apicomplexa, Conoidasida, Eucoccidiorida, Sarcocystidae. The transcript is spliced from 5 exons.
CACAUACAACUGCAGCUCACACAGGAGUAGAGAGGUGUCGAGAAAAACAGAAAUGAAAGCAGUCUGGACCCUCUGAGUCGACGACACUAACUGAUACAACAAAUCCUUUUGCCCCGAUCCUAUUCUGACUACAAAAAAGAAAUUGUCCGGCAGAUUUCCGCGGAAACCUGCCUCACAGUGAGCGCCGUAAGAACAUCGUUUUGACUGUAACUAUCAUCCUCGCUGUCUUGACCGUCACACUGCACGGCUGCGGUGAAGACAAUCUCUCUAGGGGCGCUGCAUCGAGACAGGCAGCAUCGGUGGUUUCCCGCAAGACGGCAUGAGCCCUUACCCGAGAGAAGGCCUCAAGAUAUGUAAGCGUUAAUCAUACGAGAUCAAAUCCCUCAACCUAUGAACAACUUUAGUUUUUAUUUUGAAGAGCUGCAUCUUUUUUCACUGAUAUGUAAGGUGCAUGGUGAAUCAGAUGGUUCACAAGGUGCCAAGCGGACUGGAAAUAUUGCACACCGCCAGCCAGAGAUUGAUUAGAAGAGCGGUCUGGACCCGCAGACAUCUGCUCCAGAACAGUGUUUCGUAAAAAUAACCGAGCGUGGUCACAGAGCCGAAACACAAACAUCAGAUACUUUCUCCUAAGCUAUUUCCGGAACACGUGUUGACUGCAAAUGGGCUUACGACACCGCUGAACGGCCCCAUGUCGUAAGUAGUGUAAUUCAUUGCCCGACUGGAGACCACGAAUUACCAGCUGCAAAGAACGAUAUCGCUCCGUCCCACCAGAAUCAUAAGGGAGAUGGUGAGACUAUACCACAACAGUCCGGCCACCGUGACCUAGAAACAACCGUGUUUGUUGUCCGUGGAACGAACAGGAUCUCCCUUCAAAAGCUUUUAAGAACGACGUGGUUCAUACCAUGCCUUCUCGACGCUCUUCACUUUGACAUCCUCACUUCUCUAGACAGAUAUAGCCGGUAGCGGUAACCUUGAACAUGGCGUUGGAGAUCUCCCGUCUAAUGCCGUCUCUACUCGUUGUAGAGCCGGGACCAAAACAAAGGUGCUCAGUCGCUAGCCUUGCACGGGGCUUGUCAUGCCCACGAGUCACCCUGUCACUUUUCAGCGCUGUAUGGUUCUUGUCGAAAAAAACGUACUGUUUCGUGUCCUCUCGCUAGGUUUAUCUCUCUCAUCACUCGUGUGCUGGACAUAAAGGCUUGGUGGACUUCAACCAAGUGUUUCAUCUCCUGCCGUCCACUACCAUCAGAGCUGUUCUACAAGACCAUCAAAAGGAAAAGUGAGAAGAUAGUUACAGUAUAAAGAGAAAGGCCACCAGUGACCUUGUUCUGGCGGGGAUCGAGACAGCAUUGCCGAUAUUAGCAGCUGAAACGCUUAUCGUGACCGUGCAUCUGGUUCCGUCCGUCCCUGAUGCAUUAUUCUUUCCACAGUCAUCGGUAGCAGAACAAUUAUAGCAGCACGGGCCCGGAGGCUCAGGCAGUUCCUCCACAGGGAGCGUGUGGAGCAUGUUCUUGCUCAACAGUUUAGCAAAUUGCAAUUUUCCUGAGAGUUCCGCUUCGUUGUGGCACGGCUAAUCGAGUACCACUUAUGAAGCCUUUUCAGAAUUCAGCUUUGUAAGGUCUGUGCCGCACCGGAAGGAAUGAAUCUUGGAGUCGCUGGUGAUUUUCAAAUCCAUGGUUUCCUUCUCAAGGGUGAGUUGUGAAGUAACAAGAGAAGGCACCCAUGCCUUAUGAAAAAAAGCCGACAGUCUUAACAGUGAAGGAGGAACCCCAAACAUGUGUUUUAAGAGCAACUGGUACGCGCGGGUGACUUUUUUUUUGACUUUGCCAUGCCGUCAAUUUUCGCUGGUUGCGAAGCUGAUCUUGCCGCAAGUGCGACAACAGAACAACGCCACGAAGAGGUUUAUUACAUGGCCGGUGCGAAAACCCCCCGUGAAAACUAAUGUAACUGCUUGUGCGUUUUGGAAGAGUUAUACCGGAAAAGAAAGAAACAAGUGCUUACAGUUCUCGACUUGUGCUGGUUAUCCUUGCACAGGUGUCAUGCUAACAUCAGUAUCGUUCCACUUUUCCCAUCAGUUGGCACAACGCAACUAGAUGUACACCAACCCCCCUCUCGAAAGGUGACCUUGGCGAUUUUGUCCGUCCGCAUGCGUUUUGGGCCGAGAGUCCAGGCUAAGAACUGAGAAACCUCUGCUUCCUCACGACUCGGAGUGACUUCGCUAGUCUAGAACUAUCCUCUCCUAUUUCUGUUUUAUAGAAAACACAUUUUUCAUGACAGGUGUGCGGCAUGUGACUUACCAUCUCGGACUUACCCCGCGUCGACGUCUCCUGAGGAGGGCAGUUCGCGGAUAGUUUCGGCUUUAAACUCGUCCAAAAUAAGACAAUUUGGGUUUUUCAUUUUGGACAGAUGUAUUCUGAAAUGGUGGAAAACACAGACACCAACUUCAUAUGGACCCAACUUCCUUUUUGACUUUUCGUGAGUCUAUCAAAACGAUAAAUGCGUUCCAGCAACGCAACAGGUUCCUGUACGGCGACUAACAUGCCGGGUACUGACAUGUGCAUCAGCUACACCGUUAAUCAUAUCGAAGAAACAACCAUUUGAGCAUUUUUUGCUCUUUUCAAUUCUUCAUCUAUUAACUGUUUUUGUUGGUGAGGUGCCCAGCCGGUGCCCCGGUGGUGAUGACUUGUCUCUAGCUGGAGUGUUUCUCGACUUUCAGCCGUCAUGUUUUCCCAUUUUCAAUCUCUUCUUUUCCUCCUGCCCGUCUCUACGUGGACCUCUUUCGGAUCUCUAUGGACGGAGCAGAGCGACGUUUUCUUUUCCCAUUCGUUGGGUUCAAGGGAACACCAUCCUAUAUAGGUUGGCAGGAAGCAUGGCGACUCUGUUUUCUUGCCUUUCUUUGUUGCGUGUGUGCGUCGAGUCUCUCUCCUUCUUACAUUCCAUUUUUCCCUUGUCUACUCUUGCGGUCUUCCGCUUGCCUCUCCGCUUCUGUGUCUUUCUCUCCGUGUUUCGCGCCUUCUUCCCUUCCGUACUCCCUCUCACCUGCACUGUAUCUAGCAUGUCCGUCCCACCUGACCGCCUCUCCAAGGCCUUUUUUCCACUGUCUCGCUCCUUGUUCUGUUUUCUCUCAAAACUGUCCUCCUCUCAUUCUGUGUGGACAGCCGUGUUGCAAGGAUCUCUCCGCCUUCGCUGGCGUACCGAAUGAACGUGGCUUCUUUCAAGGCCCACUCUUCCCCACUCAGCCUCGGCGUAUUGGAUUAGCCACCCUUUUCUCGGCAGCUGCAGGAAGCAGAAACACAACGUGUAUGGAGAGUUAUUCCACAGAGUCUCGAGAGCUGACGUUUCGGACGAAGUUGAGACGCUUUGCAUCUACCGGGGCCUUCGCAAACUGUCCACGCUUUCUGCAGCUCUCGGGUUUUCCAGAGAAGCUUCGUCUUCCUAUGACUCACAGGUGUACGUACAGAUCAGCGCGCGUUCAGAAGCUGUGGCUUCGUUCAACACGUGGUUACAACUUUGCAUUCCCUCCGUCUCGCCACUUUUCUUUUGUUCCUCUCUUUUCUGUCGGGACCCAGCGAUGGCCUUGUGAGAAUUUUUUCUCUUUUCUUUCUCGCUGUUCUGUUACGGAACCUUCUACUUCACUGAAUUCAUCCCUUCGUGACUCCGACUGUGCCGCUCCUCUGUUCCCCCUCGCAGAUGCCUCUUCCUCCUGUCUUCCCUCAACUCAUCCCUUUUACCUUCUUCAUUCAUUCAGCCAUCAGGGCGACCACCAUGCCUCCCAGAGCAAAACGAGUCUUUUUCGGGGAGGAGAACGACGCUCUCCCUUCUACCGGGAUUUGUUUCUCAUAAGAUCAAGGGACCAACAAGAAAAUAUCUGCGGCCUCACUCGACGAGGAGGCGAGGCUAAUAUACCGGGAUUGACUAGAGCGACCGAAGCCACGCUUUUCGAGGCUACCCCUGAAUCGCAGUGCCACGCCGGAAGUGCAGCUGUGAAGAUACAGACAAACAAUAUACCACAACAAGAUGAAUGCGAGGAUAAGGGACAGGAGAAGGUAGAAGAUAAGGAAGAUGGAGAACCAGAAGAAGACGAAGACGCAGAAAAGCACUCCCCAGAACGAAAGACUGCUCCUGACGGCGGUGAUGGAGAAGACGAGUGUUGGCAGAGAUAUCCCGAAGUGAAGAAUCGCGUUCAAGAUUUUCUACGGAAGCUGAGAUACGACGCUGCUCUGGCGACCAUCAUUGCAAACUACGGUGCUGGUUCGUCUCCAGGUGCUUCGUCUGCGGUCUCCCUCCUUCCAUCUUCUCCCUCUCGAUCCUCGCUUUCGUCUUCCGACAUCUUCUCUCUGUCCGACGGUUUCUUGCAGUCCUGCCCAUCUGUCUCAGACCGCCGGAGACAGGCGGCCGCUCAACUGUUCAAUCGUGUCCUUCAGAACUGUGCCUUUUACGCGACGUUGCCUCUCGUGGCAAAAACCUUUUGUUUGUACCUGCCUUCUCCGCUAGUUGAAGACGUUGUCCAGGAGCUACGCGAGACCAGACAGGAGAAGCGAGGUGUCGGUCAGGGUAAAGAAAUGGCAGAGAGCGAACCACAUGAUUCUGCAACUUGCGCGGUGGAAGGUGGCAUAAUAUUUGGACCCAAAUAUGCGACCGGCGUUUCUGUGUUGAGGAACGCAGAGGGUGGAACGAAGGUGCCGGGCCAAGGGAGGGAAGUUGACAGGAAAGAAGAACGAAAUUCAGGAGGUCACUCACUUCAACGAGAUUAUCAACAAAAGGGAGUAAACACAGCUAAGAAAUUUUGUUCAGGAAGAAAAUGCGGUGCUCUGGAGGGAACACGGGAGGCUGAUGGGAUCGGCAGUGACUCACGCGCACCGAGAAGUGAGAUGUAUGGACACGCAGACAGUCGACAAUAUAACGCUAGUGAUAAGGUUUCCACAAAUGCACGGAAACCACUUUUUCUCGUUCUUGUGGAGGCAUUUGACCGCUUUACGCAAAUUCUCGACUCAGAUCGGUGGCUUCUAUCUCCUGAAUAUGAUAAGCUGCUUUCUUUCUGGAGACGAGGAAAGGAUGGGAACACGGAGUUGCACCGAGGAAGUGAGGGGGUAGCUGAGGAAGACCAGACAACCAUGCACGAAUCGGACACCCGAGAGCAUCCCAACCAUCAUCUUUCGUCGCUCCGGAAAAGGUCGUCCAAGUCCCUGAGAGUAUCGGAGCAGAGCAAAAGAGUCGAGAGCAACCGUUUGAACGAGAAAUUCGAAGGCGAACUGCCAUCGCUGAACUUGAGCGCAGACCGCGCAAACCGCCGAGAGCUCACCACAUGUUUGCUUAAAUAUUUGAUGGAGAACCCUUCUCCCUUCGACACUGCCUCACCACCAUCUUCCUCUUCAAGACUGGAGGAGACGCAAAUCAUGGAAGACACCAAAACGAAAGGAGACAUGUCGUGCUCCUCGCCGUCAUCGUCUCUAAGGAGGGCAUCCGGUGAAGAACAGAGAGAAGAAGACCUACUGUCUUUCUUUCCAUUCCUGGAGGACGCUGCGGAGGCCCGAGCAGGGCAGCUAGGCAGAGAAUUGAAGAAGAGGAGACUUCGGCGCUGCUGUGAAUUGCUUGAAGAGGCAGCUCGGCCGUGUAACCUCAAGAGGGAUGCCAUAGAAACAAGAAACACAAGACGCGAAGAGCGCGUGGAGAGUGAGGAAUCCAUUUGCGGGGACAGGGUCAAAAGAUCAGGCGAGGAAGGGCGAGAGGUUCGCCACAAGAGGUGCGAAGAGACCGAGGAAGGCAGGGAGAUGAACGAUGCUUUCUCGGGUAGCAGCGAGGAAGAGUGUGUUGAAGAGCUCAAGCAAAGGAAAAUAAUUUCUUCGCCGCUUUCCACGCUUCACAUGUUCGCAAACGAUUCAGAGACCCCCAAGGGAACGCGUAGACGUGAAGCCCUCGAGGUUCAGCUCGGCAUCUCCUCCAGUGGUCUGAACUUUUCAGGCGACUCUCGGACUCACGUGACUCUUCUGGGGGCAGCCCUAGCGGCUGGACAUGCCGAAGAAGCACGCAGGCAGCUGCAGCUCAUCGACAAGAAAACCAUCUUUCUCGAUUUCCCUGCGCAUUCUGAGGAAACGGGAGAGAUCGGAGAAGCAAGCAGAUGGAUUCAGGUAUUUCAGCCGUCCUUUCUGCGGCGCCUUCAAGCUGCUGGCUUCAUCCCUCUCAAACAUCCAGUGUCGUGCAGUGGAACGGAACGCCCGGGCAUUUAUGAGUCGACAAAAAGGCCUACACGACUAAAAGACAAAAGCGAUGGAGACGAGGGAAGGCCUCUUGCAAGGGAGGUCUCCGAGGGGUGGAAUGUGAAGAGAAAGCAGGAACACAACGGACACCUCAAAGUGUUAUUUGCAGCCUUUCUCGAAGCGGCACACCAGGCCGAGCGCUGCCCUCGAAACAAACACCGUCAUGGCGCUGCUUUAUUUAGGGUCAAGAAACCCGGCGAGUACACUGGAGCUUUGGGCUCUUCUUCCUUCUCGACUUCAUCUCCACUUUCUCCCUUGAUGUCUCCAUCGUCUUCCCUCGCGUCGUCGUCUGCGGUCCUUCAUUCCUCUGAGUAUCCCUUUGUUCGCUUUUUUUCGGCCUUGCGGGGAUCUGAAGUACUCAGCGGGGGUCGGAACUUCGUGCUCCAUCGAGAGAAGAAGAAAUCCGAGGGAAAAAAGACUCUGAGGCGGAGGGCGGGUGAGUCAGGAGGUGAACAUGCGCAGGAAGCCGGGAACGGAGACAUUGCAUUGAGAGACGCGGAACUAGACUCGCUGCGAUCUGGACAGAAAGAAGAGUGGGAGACGACGAGACAGCGAAACUCAAAAGUCGAGACUGGAGACGUGGAGAGAGGAGAGACGAAAGGCAAGGGACAGACGAAGAAGAUAAAUUCUCUCGUUGUCCAUGCCGAGGUCGAUUGCCUAUCGCAGGUUCCACCGGAUGCUGCGCAUGGCGCCGCGGUGUGCAUCGUUGAGUUGGACGCCACAGGUCUCGGGUACGAGGCAUCUCACCCCUGUCCCAUGUGCCUCCAAGCUCUCCAAAAAAGGAGAAUUUCUCGCGCAUUCUUCACAACUCCGCUGGGUCUUAGAGCCUUGUCAAUUCGAAUCAACGACAGGGUGGCCGUCAGGCCUACACCGGCACCUUUGGCGUUUGUUGAAGAGGUGCUGGCGGCGCGCAAGAAUGCCAAGAGAGAGGAAAACAUGGCGUACAGGAAUCUACAGAGUCGCUCUUAGCGGUUCUGCUGUUUCUCCGUGGUCUUUCUCUAGGUGUGUCGGCCUCACGUAGAUCGACAAUGCUACCACAAUUUAGCUUCCUUCCCCUCCCUUCUAUAGGUUUUGUCAUCGUUUUUUUUGAGGAGGCAGUCGAACACGAGGUCUGAAAUGCGGCAACAGCUGAUUCGUAAACAGAAGGAAUGACUUUCGAUCGCGCAAGCCUGUCAGGACAUGCUUGUCUUUCAACCAUAUUCGACACAAGCCUGUGUUGAUCGUUUCUCAAACCUAUCCGUUGAGCCCACACACAGGCAGCUUUGCUUGGGUCCUCGAAUCUACUAGUGCAUCUCUUUUUCCCCUAAAUACCCCUUAUAUUGUCCACAACGUGAAAACCUUGAGGCGCCCACGCGGAGAGCUACUUGCCCCUAAGUUGAGACAAAUAGAGGACUGACCAGAAUGCGCUUUUUGUGACUUCCACUCUUAGGCGGCA